AUGGGAUGUACUCUGAGCGCAGAGGAGCGAGCCGCCCUCGAGCGGAGCAAGGCGAUUGAGAAAAACCUCAAAGAGGAUGGCAUCAGCGCCGCUAAAGACGUGAAAUUACUCCUGCUGGGGGCUGGAGAAUCAGGAAAAAGCACCAUUGUGAAGCAGAUGAAGAUCAUCCACGAAGACGGCUUCUCUGGCGAAGACGUGAAGCAGUACAAGCCGGUGGUCUACAGCAACACCAUCCAGUCCCUGGCAGCCAUCGUCCGGGCCAUGGACACUCUGGGCAUCGAGUACGGUGACAAGGAGCGAAAGGCUGAUGCCAAGAUGGUGUGUGACGUGGUGAGUCGGAUGGAAGACACGGAGCCCUUCUCUCCAGAGCUGCUCUCCGCCAUGAUGCGACUCUGGGGCGACUCGGGGAUCCAGGAGUGCUUCAACAGGUCUCGGGAGUAUCAGCUCAACGACUCUGCCAAAUACUACCUGGACAGCCUGGACCGGAUCGGGGCAGCCGACUACCAGCCCACCGAGCAGGACAUCCUCCGAACCAGGGUCAAAACCACCGGCAUCGUAGAGACCCACUUCACGUUCAAGAACCUCCACUUCAGGCUGUUUGACGUCGGGGGCCAGCGGUCUGAGCGCAAGAAGUGGAUCCACUGCUUCGAGGACGUCACGGCCAUCAUCUUCUGCGUCGCGCUCAGCGGCUAUGACCAGGUGCUCCAUGAAGACGAGACCACGAACCGCAUGCACGAGUCGCUGAAGCUCUUUGACAGCAUCUGCAACAACAAAUGGUUCACGGACACGUCCAUCAUCCUGUUUCUUAACAAGAAGGACAUAUUCGAAGAGAAGAUCAGGAAGUCUCCGCUCACCAUCUGCUUUCCGGAGUACACAGGCCCCAACUCCUUCACAGAAGCCGUGGCUUAUAUCCAGGCCCAGUAUGAGAGCAAGAACAAGUCCGCCCACAAGGAGAUCUACACCCACGUCACCUGUGCCACCGACACCAACAACAUCCAGUUUGUCUUUGAUGCCGUGACGGACGUCAUCAUCGCCAAAAACCUUCGGGGCUGUGGCCUCUACUGAGCCCCGGCCUCACUGCCCAGCCCCCUGCCACCCUGCUGCCCCAGCCCACCCUGGAGCCCACGCUCCACCACCUCCCAGCCCACU
Budorcas taxicolor (takin) is the source of this 1149-nucleotide messenger RNA. It is a transcript of the gene GNAO1, whose product is annotated as G protein subunit alpha o1. The record is from RefSeq and is a predicted model, not a curated record. The coding region runs from base 1 to 1065 and encodes 354 amino acids. Gene Ontology annotation, cellular component: heterotrimeric G-protein complex. Gene Ontology annotation, biological process: G protein-coupled dopamine receptor signaling pathway; adenylate cyclase-modulating G protein-coupled receptor signaling pathway. Gene Ontology annotation, molecular function: GTP binding; G protein-coupled serotonin receptor binding; G-protein beta/gamma-subunit complex binding. Lineage: Eukaryota; Metazoa; Chordata; Mammalia; Artiodactyla; Bovidae. The transcript has 8 exons.